CACAUAUUCAUGAAAGUAAAGAAUACUUUUCAGUUGAAGCUAUGAUGACCAUAUACUAAAAUAUCUGUCUAUAAUCUAAGUGAAUGUAUUGUUUGAAGUUUUAUUUCAUAUCUCAUUAAAGUCUAUCAAGUAAUUUGAUGGUUACUUAUGCUUUAUUUAUAUCCUCAAAUAGUCAAUAAUUAAAACUUAAUCAUUUAGAUGUUCGACCACUUGUAACUAAUUUCAAUCAACAACCGUUAAUUCGUAGUUCAAUUAUUAAUGAUUCAAAUCAAAUAGGAAAUAAUUUCAAUGGUGAUAAUCAUUCUCCGUUACCGAUAAAAAAUAAAGAUCAUGAAAAUGCUGAACAUAUACAACGAUUAAGAUCAUUAGGUUUAUCUGAAAAUGAUAUUCGAUUAUUAACAGAAAAAUUACCAUUACAUGCAUUUGAAAAAUUAGCUUUAAAUGAAAUUCAACAUAUUGUUGAAGUAAUGCGUGAAGCUGAUGUUGAAGAAAAUGAAGAUAUAACAAAUGGUAAUACAAUAAAACGAGCACCAAAGUCAAAAUCGAAAAAAUCGAAAACGAAAGAACAACCAUCAACACUUGAACAUUGUAUAGAUACAAAUAAUAAUACAUUAAAACGAACUAAUGAUUUUGAUAAUAUAUCACAAAAUUCGGAUAAUAAUAGUACAUUAAAAAAAAAUUCAACAAUAUCAUCAAAUGGAAUUCCAAGUGUCCCACAAGUUCAUAUGGGUGCUUGUUUUAUGAAAUUAUUUAAUGAAUGUCCAUUACAAAUUCAUGCUAGUUAUUGUUGGAUAAAUAAUGAAACGAAAGAUCAAUUUGUAUUAAUUGCAACUGAAGAAGGUGUUUAUUCAUUAAAUCUUAACGAAUUACAUGAUGCUACGUUAGAAUUGUUAUAUCCUAGACGAACAAGUUGGUUAUAUGUAAAAGAUAAUAUUCUUUGGUCAAUAUCUGGAAAAUCAAAUAGUUUAUAUCGACAUGAUCUUGUUUUAUUAAUGCAAAAUAAAAGUACAGCAAAAUUAUCUUUACAAUUAAAUAAAAUUCAAAUUCAACAAAAAUUUGAAAAAUUAAUGCCGAAAAAAUUAGCAACAUCUCUUAAAAUUAAUAAUACACGUGGAUGUACUCGCUGUUGUGUUGGACGUAAUCAAUUCAAUGGUUAUAUUUAUCUUGCUGGAUUAUUAACGAAUGAAAUAUUUCUUAUGCAAUAUUAUGAUCCAUUAAGAAAAUUUAUGCAUUUAAAAACUGUUCCGAUUUCAAUUCCUGCUGAACCGAGAAUUUUUGAAACGAUUUUUUCACCAGAAAAUCAAUAUGCUUUUGUAUGUAUAGGUGUUAGUAAAAGUAAAUCUGCAACGAAUUCAUAUAAAUUUGCUGGUAUUAAUUUUGAAACAGAAAAAAUAGAAAAUCUCGAUGGUGCUUCUCUUCUCUCCGAUGUUUCUCAUGUGAUACAACAUGAAAAAGAUGCUGACACGGUGCUUAUUUGUCAAGGAAAUCAUAUUAAUAUUGUUAAUUUUCAAGGUAAACCUAGUACAAAUCGACAAACAUUAUCAGAACUUUAUUUUGAUUGUGAAGUUCAAUCAUUGGUCUGUUUACAAGAUAGUGUACUUGCAUUUCAUGAACAUGGUAUGCAAGGUAGAAGUUUAAAAGAUAAUGAAAUAAUACAAGAAGUUUUUGACGAGACUCGUUCAUUUCGAGUUAUUGGUAGUGAUAGAAUGAUUGUGUUACAAAGUCGUCCUGCUAAUCUAUCACAAUCAUCUAGUGCAUUAAUUACAACACCAUCUGAUCUACAUAUUUUAAUGGGUCACGAAAAUACAUAG
Messenger RNA from Adineta steineri, 1811 nucleotides. The record is from the annotation of a GenBank genome assembly. NCBI's taxonomy places the organism in Eukaryota, Metazoa, Rotifera, Eurotatoria, Adinetida, Adinetidae.